Messenger RNA from Crotalus tigris (Tiger rattlesnake), 4568 nucleotides. It is a transcript of the gene SLC30A4, whose product is annotated as solute carrier family 30 member 4. The transcript has 8 exons. The record is from RefSeq and is a predicted model, not a curated record. Gene Ontology annotation, molecular function: zinc ion transmembrane transporter activity. Gene Ontology annotation, biological process: zinc ion transmembrane transport; response to zinc ion. NCBI's taxonomy places the organism in Eukaryota, Metazoa, Chordata, Lepidosauria, Squamata, Viperidae. The coding region runs from base 771 to 2057 and encodes 428 amino acids. Gene Ontology annotation, cellular component: plasma membrane.
GAUUGAUUUCCUGGCCCCCUUCCCACCAAGGCUCGCCUGCUUGUGCCUCUCGGGUGUGUGUGUGUGUGUGCGUGUGUGCGCGCGCGUGUGCAUAUGCACGCGUGCGUGCGUGCAUGCAGCGAGCCCACGCGUGGUUGUGGGCAGCGCCACCCAGCCUGAAGCCCUGGCUGGGCUGGCACCGAGAGCUGCUAGAGAUGGAGCGAUCCGGUCACGCGAGGCGGCAGCAGCAGCAGCAGCCGCCGCCGGAGCGGCAAAUGACUGCCUGAAUAAAUAUUCCGGCAUGCCUCUUUUUCUCGUGCAGCCCACACCCUCCUCCUCCUCCUCCUCCUCCUCGCUGGCUAAUCUCCGGGCAGCCGGGCUCUGCCCCAGCGCCAGUCGACGCUUCUCGGCGCGGCAGGAAAGCGCAGGAGGAAUUGCUGGCCCGGCGCGCUCCAGGAGGGGAUGGCCCGGAGGAACGCGGCUCGUCCCCGCGGCGGCCGCCUCCUUCUCCGCUUGCAGGUUUGGGGAUGGGACCUCUUCGUCUUGGCAAGGUGGCAUGGCCUGGACUUGGUGGAGGGUGAAACUUUUUCAUUGACUGCCUAACUUGCCUGUCCUUGCCUUUCCCAGCUUUAAUUCCGCAAUGAAGCUGCCCAUGUUGGACGCCUCUGGCCUAGAUGAGAAACGGUGGGCGAAAAUAGCCAAGGCAUGCUAGAGGUAUAGUCCCCCGAGGCAGACAGCUGUCCCUUGGUACCAGCGGCAUCCAGCUGUGUUUCUAGAACUGACAGCCUGCCAUGGCUGGCCCCAGCAUCUGGAACAGCCUCAAGUCGGUCCUGAGAAAGAACAAUGAUUCCUUGUUUCUGAACGACUGCAAUGCUUUUGAUUUUUCGGACGAGAUCGGGGAGGAAGAUUUUCCACGGUUCAAGAAACUCCAAGUGGUGGUUUCGGAUGAUGCAGCCGACACUUCUGCCAAUGGGGCCUAUGUGGGACCUCACUCCGAUGAUGAGUCCUUGCUGGACAGGGACAUAGCCUUGCGAAAUGCUGUGGCCGGACCCCCGACGGAUCCUUGUAACAAUUGUACCCAGCAAAGGGAACUGUUAAAGCAAAGGAAGGUGAAGAGGCGGCUGGCUUUAGCUGCAAUUCUCUAUCUUCUCUUUAUGACGGGCGAGCUUGUAGGUGGAUACAUUGCCAACAGUCUAGCUGUCAUGACGGACGCGCUUCACAUGUUAACAGAUCUCAGCAGCAUUAUUUUGACAAUUCUCGCUUUGUGGCUCUCUGCAAAAGCUCCCACCAAAAAAUUCACCUUUGGAUUCCAUCGAUUAGAGGUUUUGUCUGCCAUCUUCAGUGUAUUGUUGAUUUAUAUCCUGAUGGUCUUCCUCUUAUACGAAGCCGUUCAGCGAACUAUCCACAUGGACUAUGAAAUUAACGGGGAUGUGAUGCUUAUCACCGCAGCUAUUGGAGUAGCAGUAAACCUCGUAAUGGGCUUCCUGUUGAGCCAGUCUGGUCACCUACACUCCCAUUCGCACAUGCCUUCACCUCUUCCUCCGCCCGGCUCUUCCGCAGCAGCCCCCAGCCACUCUCAGAGUCAGGGUCACGGCAGCUUGGCUGUGAGAGCUGCCUUCGUCCACGCCCUGGGAGACUUGGUGCAAAGUAUCGGCGUGCUUGUGGCUGCGUACAUCAUUCGAUUCAAGCCAGAAUAUAAGAUUGCUGAUCCCAUAUGUACCUACAUAUUUUCAGUUCUUGUGGCUUUUACAACCUUUCGGAUCAUAUGGGACACCGGAAUAAUUGUACUUGAAGGAGUUCCAAGACAUUUAAAUGUGGACCUUAUUAAAGAAGAGUUGAUGAAAAUUGAAGAUGUAUUUUCAGUGGAAAACCUGUAUGUCUGGUCUCUAACUUCAGGAAAAACAAUUGCCAUUGUCCACCUACAACUAGUUCCUGGUAGUUCACCCAAGUGGGAGGAAGUCCAAUCCAAGGCCAGGCAAUUGCUGCUAACUACCUUUGGCAUCUAUCAAUGCUCCAUCCAGCUCCAAAGCUACAGGCGGGAGGAGAACAAACCCUGUGUAAAUUGUCAGAGUGCCUAAUUUUUCCACCCUUCGGGAAGACUCACUGCCUUAUCCUUUUUAAUCUUGCAGCCCAAAGGCCACAAAGCAAUAAACGUAAGAUAUAAACGGAACGGAGGGCUUUGAGCUCCGACGUGUAACAUCUGCAUUUAAUGCAGUAUCGGUUAUUGGAGCUGUUGGGGUCAGCUUUGGCACGGCUCUUUUCAUGAAGACAAACUUGGAUUCUUCUAUCACUGUUUUGUUUCCGCUAGGGUUUUUCUCGCCAAGAUAUCUCCAAGGAGUUGUUUACAGAUCCCUUGAUGGUUGGGCAGGUUCCUCACUGAACGUAGCAUCCACAAUGCCGUUUCUUAACUGUCCUGACUGACACUCCCAAAGGAGCAUCAGGAAAUUUAUCUACUUGAGUUUUCAAAAGAAUUAAAAAAACAAACAAAAAAACACGAUCAUGUUCACAAUUUGUAAAGUUAAUGAUCCCUGAAAUGGUUACCUUAGUAUUCAACCCUUUCCCCUUUCCAGGUUUUUAAUUCCUUAUCUUAAAAAAAAAAAAUGCUGCAGGGAUAACAGAACUUUUUUUUAAUAAUUUGUCUCUUAAUACAAACUUGAAUUGGUAUUGGCUCUUACGCGUAACCAGUUUUUGGACAUUUAGCUUUAAAUAGUACUCCGAGAUAGAAGGAUUUUAUCCAGGAUGAACCACCAUUUGUUUAACUGAAGACUUUGGGGCAGGACCCACCUGUGUUUGCAAAGAUUGGUCAACUUUCAUAUGCUUUGAUAUAGGUCCUGUAUUGUGGAAGUGUAUAUUUAAUUUCUUCGAGGCUAUGUGACUGAUUUUGGAAGCUUUUCUAUUGGUCCUCCUGAGUAUCUCAAGUAACGUGUUGCCGGCUUCAAAAGGCUGUUUGAUUAACCUGAAUCUUAACUCUACUAAAUAAAUGUCCUGUAGAAACUUCUUUGUGAUUGCUUUGCUUUGCUGAAAGAGAAAGGGCUUAUAGAAAACUCAAAAAAAAAAAAAAAAAAAGAAAAAAAAAGAAAUCAACUCAGUAGACAUCAGGGUAGAUAUUUAUGAGAAAAAGAAAACAAAGAUUUGCAAUUCCCAGAUCUUAAAAUGGUGAGGAUCUGGUUUUGGUUUCAUCCUGACGUAUUUUCCUGAUACAUAUAUGGCUUUUUCACAAUGUCCCAGUGAAAUACUUGUGGUUAUGAAAGAUACAAUCAAACGUACAAUCCAAUGGGGGAAUUUUGUUGUUGGUAUAAAACUAGCCUUUGUAAUCUGUGCUGCUUCACAGGUACAAAACUUGUUGAUGGGAUGUUUUGAAUUGUGGAGAAAGGUAAAACUAGGUUAAGGAGAAACUAGCAAUACGUGAGAUCUUGUGGUCAGUUCCUAGGCGUAUAAAACCUGGAUUAAAUGAAGGAGAGAGAUAGACAACUUGUUUCCCAAGUGUCUGAACACCUUAUAAAUUUCUGGUUCCAAUCUGGUUCGAUCACCAGGACCAACGGUCUUCUGAGCUUUCAGACGUGUGCUAGAACCCAACUUCAUUUUGGUGAGACAAAAGUUCCCUGAGGAUGGGGUCAGAAAGCUUGGAAGACUAAACUUCUGGUCCCGGUGAUCUUACCCAAAUUGGAUCCUGUAAUAUUAAUCUGGGACCUGUAUUCAUAAAUUUCUUGUCGAUGGCAAUUGGGACUGAUAGACUAUGAAACCAAAAACAUCUGGAAGGCACCUAUCUUUGAUGUGGGUAAAAGUCAUCACAAAAGGUACAGUAUUAAAAACUAGAUUUAAGCCACAAUUUCUUUGCCUUUGUAUCUCUUUAUUUCUUCUGAAGAACUAGAAACCAAAAUUAAUAUUUUGAUGUUACAUAGUAAAGUCUACGGCUGAGAUUGGAUGCUUUAGAUUUUUGGCUUUGAAAUCUGGGACAACCAGCCAUAAACAUAAUGGAUUUUUAUAAUUUGCUGCAAAUGAAGAAUUGGUUUGAGCAUGACUGAAAUAAGAAUCUGCCAGUAAAUUUUGGUGCAUUAGUGGAAAUGUGGCAUAGUGGAAAAUCAGUUAAGUGACCUAUAAUUUUUAGGAAGAAUAUUUAUCUUCUGAUGAAGAAAGUUCCUUUUUAUUGGACAAUUUCAUAAAAUUUUAAUAACUAUUCAGAAUAUAUCACUAUGGAGAAUAAAUCCCAUAUUUCAGGCAAACAGUAUAAUAAUUUUAGGAUCUUCUGGUUGAUGAGUUACCUACUUGAAGUUGGUGUUGUACCUUGAUUAAACUAUCUUAAAGUUCUCUUUUUGGCUUUCUGACGUUGCAUGUAAUUGGGACUUUCAAUAUGUCUACCCACCCCAAGACAAACUCUGUAUGUAUGAAAAUUACAUAUAUACACACAAAUCAUCCAUUCAUACAUAUAUGCAAAAGCAAAACAGAAACCCUGUGGUAGAAAAUUUUAUGUUUCACCUAGAGACCAAUGGGAGAAAUCUGGGUUGCUACGUUGUGAUGUAACACAAAGCCAUAUCACUUUAAAAAAAAAAAAAAAAAGUAUACUUAUCUAUAAGUCAGAUAUUUCUCUA